This is a messenger RNA of Staurois parvus, 475 nucleotides long. The record is from the annotation of a GenBank genome assembly. Lineage: Eukaryota; Metazoa; Chordata; Amphibia; Anura; Ranidae.
AUGGGCCCCUGUACCGCCUCCUCAUGCUGCUGCCAGGCCCGUAAUCUGCCAUGGGCCCCCGUACCGCCUCCUCAUGCUGCUGCCAGGCCUGUAAUCUGCCAUGGGCCCCUGUACCGCCUCCUCAUGCUGCUGCCAGGUCCAGAGUGUGUCAUGGGUCCCUGUACGGCCUCCCAUUGCUGCUGUCUCCAUCGCCACACUCUGCCAUGUGCCACUUUCAGGUCUCCUCACACUGCUGGUGGGUUCCAUUUUUGUCAUAGGGUGCUGUAUGGCCUCCCAUUGCUGCUGCCUCCACCGCCACACUGUGGCUCCACACUCUGGUUUUGGCCCCGUGACUGCCCAAAUGAGUGAAGUGCGCGGUGAUUCUAAGAUCGACGGCACUCAUCUGCAUGUCAUACUGACUGACAGUAUUAUUUCUCUUCCCCAGCAGACUCCAAGGGCAUUUAAAUUAAAGGUACAGUGUUCUGCACUAAUAUAA